AGGGGGUGGGGAGGAGGGAACCUCACAUCACGUGACAGGGGCGGCGCGGCCCGGGGUGUCAGUGUGGAGGAGACUGAGGUAAAGUUGGGAGCGCAGCGGCGUUGGCGGCGGCGGCGGCGGCAGCGGCAGCGCGGCGGGGCCGGUAUUCUACCUUGUAAAUACUGUUAUUUGUAUAUACUGUAAAUGAUGACCUCGGUGGGCACUAACCGAGCCCGGGGAAACUGGGAACAACCUCAAAACCAAAACCAGACACAGCACAAGCAGCGGCCACAGGCCACCGCGGAACAAAUCCGACUUGCACAGAUGAUUUCAGACCAGAACGACGCGGACUUUGAGGAGAAAGUGAAGCAAUUGAUUGAUAUCACAGGCAAGAACCAGGAUGAAUGUGUCAUUGCUUUGCAUGACUGCAAUGGAGAUGUCAACAGAGCCAUCAAUGUCCUACUGGAAGGAAACCCAGAUACGCAUUCCUGGGAGAUGGUCGGGAAGAAGAAGGGAGUCUCCGGACAGAAGGAUGGUGGCCAAACGGAAUCCAACGAGGAAGGCAAAGAAAAUCGAGACCGUGACAGAGACUAUAGUCGGCGACGUGGUGGGCCACCAAGACGAGGGAGAGGUGCCAGCCGUGGACGAGAGUUUCGGGGUCAGGAAAACGGAUUAGAUGGCACCAAGAGUGGAGGGCCUUCUGGAAGAGGUACAGAAAGAGGCAGAAGAGGACGUGGCCGAGGCAGAGGUGGCUCUGGUAGACGAGGAGGAAGGUUUUCUGCUCAAGGAAUGGGAACCUUUAACCCCGCUGAUUACGCAGAGCCGGCCAGUACCGACGAUAACUAUGGCACUAGCAGCGGCGGCAGUACGUGGAACAACACUGGCCACUUCGAACCAGAUGAUGGGACGAGACUUGAUUUCAUUGGGGUUGAGGGGUCAGAUUAUCCCCGAAAGUUUGAGUCUGCUCCUGGUAUGAUGCAUCCAGGUGCUUGGAGGACUGCAACAGAGGAAUGGGGAACUGAAGAUUGGAAUGAAGAUCUGUCAGAGACCAAGAUCUUCACGGCCUCUAACGUGUCUUCAGUGCCUCUGCCUGCGGAGAAUGUGACAAUCACUGCUGGUCAGAGAAUUGACCUUGCUGUUUUGUUGGGGAAGACACCGUCUUCAGUGGAGAAUGACUCAUCCAAUCUGGAUCCAUCUCAGGCUCCUUCUCUGGCCCAGCCUCUGGUGUUCAGUAAUUCAAAGCAGAGUGCCAUAACCCAGCCUGCUUCUGGAAACACGUUUUCUCAUCACAGCAUGGUGAGCAUGUUAGGGAAAGGAUUUGGUGAUGUUGGCGAAGCCAAAGGUGGCAGCACCACAGGCUCGCAGUUCUUGGAGCAGUUCAAGACGGCUCAGGCCUUGGCCCAGUUGGCGGCACAGCAUUCGCAGUCUGGAACCACCACCACCUCCUCUUGGGACAUAGGCUCUGCCUCACAGUCCCCAUCGCUGGUGCAGUACGAUUUGAAGAACCCAAAUGAUUCAACCGUACACAGCCCCUUUACCAAACGCCAGGCUUUCACCCCGUCUUCAACCAUGAUGGAGGUGUUUCUUCAGGAGAAGCCACCGGCAGUGGUUACCUCCACCACCGCACCUCCACCCCCCUCUUCUCCUCUGCCGAGUAAACCCACCUCGGCCCCGCAGAUGUCUCCCGGCUCGUCAGACAACCAGUCCUCUAGCCCUCAGCCGGCUCAGCAGAAAUUGAAACAACAGAAGAAAAAGGCCUCCUUGACUUCAAAGAUCCCUGCUCUGGCUGUGGAGAUGCCUGGCUCGGCAGAUAUCUCAGGGCUGAACCUGCAGUUCGGGGCUUUGCAGUUUGGGUCAGAGCCCGUCCUUUCUGAUUAUGAGUCCGCCCCCACCACGAGCGCCUCUUCAAGCCAGGCUCCCAGCAGCCUCUAUACCAGCACGGCCAGUGAAUCUUCAUCCACAAUUUCAUCUAACCAGAGUCAGGAGUCCGGUUAUCAGAGCGGUCCAAUUCAGUCGACAACCUAUACCUCCCAAAAUAAUGCUCAGGGUCCUCUGUAUGAACAGAGGUCCACACAGACUCGACGGUACCCCAGCUCCAUCUCCUCAUCACCCCAAAAGGACCUGACUCAGGCAAAGAAUGGCUUCAGCUCCGUGCAGGCCCCGCAGUUACAGACCACGCAAUCUGUUGAAGGUGCUACAGGCGCUGCAGUGAAAUCUGACUCACCUUCUACUUCGGGCAUCCCCCCUCUCAGCGAAACGGUGUCUGCAGCUUCCUUACUGACAACAGCCACUCAGCACUCAUCCUCCUUGGGUGGCUUGAGCCAUGGCGAGGAGAGUCCAAAUGCUACCACCACGCAACACAGCAGCCCCUUAGCCACGCAGCAGAACACCCUUUCAUCAUCCACAUCUUCUGGGCGCACUUCUACAUCUACUCUUCUGCACACAAGCGUGGACAGUGAGGCGAACCUCCAUUCUUCCUCCAGCACUUUCUCCACCACAUCCAGCACAGUUUCUGCGCCUCCCCCUGUGGCCAGUGUCUCCUCCAGUCUCAGCAGCGGCAGCAGCUUGGGCCUCGGGCUCAGCAGCAACUCCACCGUCACAGCCUCAACUCGGAGCUCGGUUGCUACAACUUCAGGAAAAGCUCCUCCCAACCUCCCUCCAGGGGUCCCGCCGUUGUUGCCUAAUCCGUACAUUAUGGCUCCGGGGCUGUUACAUGCCUACCCGCCACAAGUUUAUGGUUAUGAUGACUUACAGAUGCUUCAGACCAGAUUUCCCUUGGAUUACUACAGCAUCCCAUUUCCCACGCCCACCACUCCGCUGACUGGGAGGGAUGGUAGCCUGGCCAGCAACCCUUACUCUGGUGACCUCACGAAGUUUGGCCGUGGGGAUGCCUCCUCCCCGGCCCCGGCCACAACCUUGGCCCAACCCCAACAGAACCAGACUCAGACUCACCACACCACGCAGCAGACAUUCCUGAACCCGGCGCUGCCUCCUGGCUACAGUUACACCAGCCUGCCGUACUACACAGGGGUUCCGGGCCUCCCCAGCACCUUCCAGUAUGGGCCUGCUGUGUUCCCUGUGGCUCCUACCUCUUCCAAGCAGCAUGGUGUGAAUGUCAGUGUGAACGCAUCGGCCGCCCCUUUCCAACAGCCAAGUGGAUAUGGGUCUCACGGAUACAACACUGGUGUAUCAGUCACCUCCAGUAACACGGGCGUGCCAGAUAUCUCGGGUUCUGUGUACUCCAAAACCCAGCAGUCCUUUGAGAAACAAGGUUUUCAUUCCGGUACUCCUGCUGCCUCCUUCAACUUGCCUUCAGCCCUAGGAAGUGGGGGGCCCAUCAAUCCGGCCACAGCUGCUGCUUACCCGCCUGCCCCCUUUAUGCACAUCCUGACCCCCCAUCAGCAGCCGCACUCCCAGAUCCUCCACCAUCACCUGCAGCAGGACGGCCAGCACCACCUUCACCCACCCCUCCCAGCGCCAGCCAUGGGCACACAGCACACACAGACACAAGCGCACAGAACACCAGCCACGGCUGAGGAGAGCUACCAUAUUUGCAGAUGGUUCUCUGUUGCCAGCGCCAGCAGGAGGAGCAGACGGGCAGCGGGCAACGUAGCCAGACCAGCUCCAUCCCGCAGAAGCCCCAGACCAACAAGUCUGCCUACAACAGCUACAGCUGGGGGGCGAACUGAGGCCCUGACCCUCUUCUUCUCCCGGUCCCAUCUUCUGAGAGGGCUUCUCAGCCUGGCAACUACGGAUACAGCAUCAAAGAAAGGAAUGGGGGGGGGGGGGGUCCCGCUGCCCCCUACCCCCAGCGGCCCGCCCCAUGCCUCAGCUUCAUGUCUGUCCCGUUCCCAUACCAUCCCCACUCUGUUGUAUGUAUUAUAGGAUUUGUAUUUUCUUUUUUUUUUUUCCCCCUUUCCUCUCCUACCCCCUUGCAUUCAAGAUUAUGAAACUUUGCUGUGGGCCCUGCCUUCCUUUUCCUCCUCCUAUUCACCCUGGUGGUGUAUGGGUGAGGUGGGGAGGGGGGACCCCCAAAUAUAUAUCAGCCCAACAGCCCUGAGUCUCCUUCUUUAUUAUUAGGAAACAAAACAACAACAAAAAAUGGCGUCAUGAAUAUGAACAGCAUUGUCAGAUGAAUUAGUUGAAGUGUUUUUUUUUGUACUGUGUCCUCAAAUUUAAUGGAUUAAUGUGUCUUGUAUAUAUAAAAAGAAAACCUCUACCUUCA
Lutra lutra (Eurasian river otter) is the source of this 4204-nucleotide messenger RNA. It is a transcript of the gene UBAP2L, whose product is annotated as ubiquitin associated protein 2 like. The transcript has 30 exons. Gene Ontology annotation, cellular component: cytoplasm; nucleus. Lineage: Eukaryota; Metazoa; Chordata; Mammalia; Carnivora; Mustelidae. The record is from RefSeq and is a predicted model, not a curated record. The coding region runs from base 184 to 3864 and encodes 1226 amino acids. Gene Ontology annotation, molecular function: protein binding.